AUGGGUUACAUUGGCCACCACGGCGUCGCCACGCUGCGGCGCUACAAGUACAGCGGCGUCGACCACUCGCUCGUCGCCAAGUACAUCCUCCAGCCCUUCUGGUCACGAUUCGUCAACAUCUUCCCGCUAUGGUUCCCACCAAACAUGAUUACACUGACAGGUUUCAUGUUUCUACUGACAUCGGCAUUCCUUGGCUUUUUAUAUUCACCACAUCUAGAUACAGCACCCCCCCAGAUGGGUUCACCUUGCUCAUGGACUGCUUCUCUUCCUUUAUCAGGAUGUGAUGCGCUUGCCUGUGCUUUUGAGUCCUUGGCUUUUGGAAGCACGGCAAUGUGUGGAAAGGCUACCUUCUGGUUUUGGUUCAUUUCAGCUGUCCCAUUUUACUUCGCAACCUGGGAACACUUUUUUACAAAUACACUUAUUCUUCCUAUAGUCAACGGACCAACUGAGGGCCUUAUGCUGAUCUACUUGUGCCAUUUUUUCACCUUUUUCACAGGAGCCGAGUGGUGGGCACAGGAUUUUCAGAAGUCAAUGCCCCUGCUGGGUUGGGUUCCUUUUAUUUCUGAAAUCCCGGUGUAUGACAUUGUGCUAUGUCUUAUGAUUGCUUUUGCUGUAAUCCCAACAAUUGGAUCUAACAUUCACAAUGUAUAUAAAGUCGUUGAAGCAAGAAAAGGAAGCAUGGUGCUGGCACUAGCCAUGCUCUUUCCUUUUGGUUUGCUCUUGGCUGGAGUUCUUGUCUGGUCCUACCUUUCUCCUUCAGAUAUAAUGAGAAAUCAACCACAUUUGCUAAUUAUUGGAACUGGUUUUGCAUUUGGAUUUCUUGUGGGAAGAAUGAUUCUGGCUCAUUUAUGUGAUGAACCCAAAGGUCUGAAAACAGGGAUGUGCAUGUCCUUGCGUAUUUUCCAUUUGCAAUUGCAAAUGCGCUUGACUGCCCGGCUUGAUGAUGGAAAUCCCCUCGUUGAUGAGCAGCUAGUUCUCCUGAUGUACUGCUUAUUUACAGUGGCUUUGUACAUGCAUUUUGCUACGUCUGUUAUUCAUGAGAUCACCAAUGCACUUGGGAUUCACUGCUUCAGGAUCACUAGGAAAAAGGCAUAG
Messenger RNA from Miscanthus lutarioriparius, 1095 nucleotides. Lineage: Eukaryota; Viridiplantae; Streptophyta; Magnoliopsida; Poales; Poaceae. The record is from the annotation of a GenBank genome assembly.